UACAUAUAUAUAACAGCCACCCCUAGACGCACUAUCACUGUCUGUUGCCCUUCGUGGUUAAUCACGCCUUUAGUGUUGACCCAUCUCAAAUAACCAGAUAUAUUACAUAUAGGAAGGGCAUACGUAGUAGAUAUCUGGCAGCGAUGAGCGGGACAGCAGGAUUUGCUCUGGUCCUCUUUCUGGCCGUGUUCGGCAGGCUGUCCGCGGACUAUUCUUGCACGUCAUCCGUUCCUGUACUGCAGCGGACAGAUUGUUAUCCAGGAAGCGACAGCAGCAAGGAGAAGUGUCAGGCAAGAGGCUGUACCUGGUGUGAAAGUAGUGUUUCAGGUGUACCAUGGUGCUUCCACGAGAGCGUCUCCCUGGAGUCCGCCACGUGCUCCAACUCUUUACCACUAGAUCAGCGCGAGGAUUGCCACCCUGAAGCCUACAACACCUAUGACAGGUGUACUAAUAAGGGAUGCACCUUUUGCCAGACCAACCAGAAUGGUAUUCCCUGGUGCUUUUAUCCCAGUGGCAGCAAGAGGCCAGGAGGUGACACCUGUCCUUCAAAAAUAGCAGACGACCAACGCAUUGACUGUUUCCCAACAUACCUGGGUACCGCUAACAAGGACAACUGCGUCAGUAAGGGGUGUUUUUGGUGUUCUAGUUCGCGCCCGAACACCCCCUGGUGCUUCCUCGACUCACGUGACUGGCCAGCCGACAACUUUGAUGCUAAUGAACGCGUGGACUGCUUCCCAGAUCUCAUAAAACUACCAACCGGAGAGUCUGUUACAGAGGGAACGUUGGAUCCGCGCCAGUGCGUCGCUCGGGGAUGCCGCUAUCGUCCCACGGGGACUUCCGGUGCCCCAUGGUGCUUCUUCCCAAGAGAGAAAGGAUACGCUGUGGUAAAAGAUGAGCAGACGACUAAAGGUCGCCGCUUGACCUUGAAACGUGACACAACCUUGACCUUGUUUGCAAAAGAAAUUGCUGACGUCAUUGUAGAUAUUGAGUUUCAGACUAAUGGAAGGGUCCGGGUUAAGCUUACGGACGCCAACGAUCCAUCGAGAUUUGAGGUUCCCCUGAACAUCACCUCUCCAAACGCGAAGGCCCCCAACCCAAUAUAUGACGUCCAGAUCAGCACAAGUCCUGUGUUUACCUUCAAGGUCGUCCGGAAAGAUACGGGAGUGGCUGUAUUUGAUACUUCGAUCGGAGGUUUACUUCUAGAAGACCAAUUCCUCCAGAUAGCCACCAAGUUACCUAGUAGUAACGUUUAUGGUUUUGGAAUGCACCAACAUUACUCCUACAAGCACAAUAUGAACUGGCAGACUUGGGGAAUGUUCACGCGUGAUCAACCUCCAAUGGACGGCGGGGCAAACCUUUAUGGCGUGCACCCCUUCUACAUGGGUUUAGAAGACAACGGCAAGGCACACGGCGUUCUUUUCCUCAACUCCAAUGCACAAGAUGUGACGCUGUCCCCUGCUCCUGCUCUGACAUACAGAACGAUAGGUGGCGUACUAGACCUGUAUUUCUUUCUUGGCCCAACCCCAGAAAACGUGGUUCAGCAAUAUACUGAGGCCAUUGGUAGACCGUUCAUGCCCCCCUACUGGUCGCUAGGUUUCAGUCUGGGUAACUAUGGUUACGACAACAUUCAAAACAUGAAGAACGUCGUGUCAAAGAUGAAGGAAAAGGACAUCCCGCAUGAUUACCAGUUCGGCGACAUUGACUACAUGGAUCGGGCGCUAGACUUCACCUACAGUACGACCACGUAUCCGGGACUACCCGACUACGUAAAACAACUGAAGAACGAUGGAACGAAAUUCAUCAUCAUUUUGGACCCCGCCAUAGCCAAAGAUAUUCCAAACUACCGUCCAUACGACCUCGGCAUGAAGAAAGAUAUUUGGGUCAAGGAUUCAAAUGGACUCUGGAACGUAGAGGGAAAAGUGUGGCCCCCCACUAACGUAUUUUACCCGGACUUUACCAAGCCCGAGACCACGGACUGGUGGGUGACACUGUGCAAGGAGUUCAAGAAUGUCAUCGACUAUGACGGGCUCUGGAUCGACAUGAAUGAGCCGGCCAAUUUCGUGUGGGGAGAUGUAGACGGUUGUGCCAGCAACAACAUCAAUAAUCCACCGUACUUCCCUAAAAUCUGGGGCCCCGUUCUCCAGUAUAAAACCCUCUGUCCAGACCACAAGCAUCAUAUUGGACUGCACUACGACGUCCAUAGCCUGUACGGGUGGAGUCAAGCACCUGUCACUUUUAAGGCAGCUCGAGAGGCAACUGGGAAGCGAAGCAUCGUCUUGUCUCGGUCGACGUUCCCAGGGGCGGGAAAAUUCGCCGCCACGUGGUUGGGAGACAACUGGAGUUACUGGACAAACCUGAGGUAUUCUAUCAUUGGUAUGCUCGAGUUCAACAUAUUUGGGAUGCCAUUUGUCGGCGCUGAUAUCUGUGGAUUCAUCAGAGACAGCAAUUACGAGUUAUGCAUGCGGUGGCAGCAAGUGGGAGCUUUCUAUCCGUUCUCCAGAAACCACAAUUUAGGAUACGAAAAUAGGCCUCAAGAUCCGACAGCAUGGGGCGACGACUUUGCAAGGAACGCCCGCGACACACUGCGCACGCGCUACACACUACUUCCGUAUCUGUACACGCUUUUUCACGAGGCCCAUACGAGAGGCGACACUGUGAUCAGAGCGCUUUUCCACGAAUUCCCGUCAGACGGAGCCACACAUGGUAUAGACCGCCAAUUUUUGUGGGGGUCUUCCUUCCUCGUCUCUCCAGUUCUGGACCAGGGCGCCACAAGUGUAAAUGCGUAUUUCCCGAACGCUCGUUGGUACAGCUACUAUGACGGGGCCGAGGUGGGUACCAGAGGCGACUGGAAGACUCUGGACGCACAGAUUUGGGCGAUCACGCUCCAUGUUCGAGGGGGUUAUAUCCUCCCCACUCAGGAGCCUGCUAGGACCACCAUGGCUAGCCGCAAAAAUCCUCUGGGACUUAUUGCUGCCCUGGAUGAUAAUGAGCAGGCUAGUGGCUCCCUCUUUUGGGACGAUGGCGAAUCAAUUGAUACUUAUGAAAAUGGAAACUAUCAUCUUGCUACAUUCAAUGUAACCUCGGACACUUUGACAAUCAGUGUGGUCCAUGGCGGCUUCCCGAGUAUGAAUCAGCUGAAAUUGAACACGGUUAGGGUGUUUGGUAUGAAGUCUACAAGCAUCAGCAGCGUCACCCAAAAUGGCAACCAACAUAGCGACUACGUAUUUAACCAAGCGUCAAAGGAGCUGAAGAUCACCAACCUACAGCUGGACGCCAGUCAAGGUCACACCAUCACGUGGGUAAAAUCGUCUGCAAUGGGACCAGUCAUUGGAUAGAAAACGCUCCAAGACCUGCCCCUGUCACCUUCACGUUACUGCCUUGAAAUUGAUACAGUACAUUUCUGAUUGAAGAUCACGGUGACUGCAGUGAAUCAAUAAAUUUUAUUCCUAUUGAAUCAUUUCCAUUUUCAUGUGGAUAGAAUCUGCAACAAAUAUCGAUCCAUGCACAGUUGCUUAUGACUUGGCCUUUCUUCAUUUUCAAUAUGUCUGGUGUCAAUUCCAUUUUGAUUGGUUACUUUCAUAUAUAUAAAAAA
Lingula anatina is the source of this 3592-nucleotide messenger RNA. Its product is annotated as lysosomal alpha-glucosidase. Gene Ontology annotation, molecular function: alpha-1,4-glucosidase activity; carbohydrate binding. Lineage: Eukaryota; Metazoa; Brachiopoda; Lingulata; Lingulida; Lingulidae. The record is from RefSeq and is a predicted model, not a curated record. Gene Ontology annotation, biological process: carbohydrate metabolic process.